Equus caballus (horse) is the source of this 2003-nucleotide messenger RNA. The record is from RefSeq and is a predicted model, not a curated record. NCBI's taxonomy places the organism in Eukaryota, Metazoa, Chordata, Mammalia, Perissodactyla, Equidae.
CACUCAGCUGGGUAGGCUGCCUGACCACACACUCCUAUACUCACAGACUCCAGGAAACCUGGAUCUUUCUCUGGCAUCAGCUGGGCGCUCUGCUGGGCCUCUCAGCUCUGAAAUGCAGUAAGUUGUUCUGCUCUGUCUGGCUCAACAUCUGUCAGCCUGGCUCCACCGUGACCACAGGUGUUUUCAGUUUGGGCGGUGCUCUGUGAUAAGGGAAGCAAUGUGACAGGGGCAGCCAGCUUGCAGGAGUGAGUCUAGAGAAUGGCUUCAGGAAGACAAAGAGCGUGAAUCGUUCAAAUAACCAUAAAAAGCCCUUGUAGCUAGAGAGUGGAGAGUGAAGGGGAGGCGGUGAGAGAUGAAGCGGGAGAGAGAGAAAGGGGCCAGACCAUACAGGACCAGCUGGGCCAGGUAGGGAGAGUGGAUUUUAUGUGCAAUGGGCAGUCAUGGAAGGUUUGAGGACAGCGGUAGGGGAUCGUGAUUUAAUUUCACUUUUAAGAUUAAAGCAUGGAGAACAGAUGCAGGCAAGACCAAGAAGGGUAAAUAGACUGGGUGAGAAGAUGGGCCUUGGGCUUGUGGGCGGAGUGGAGAUAUCUGAAGGUAGCGUGAACCAGCCUUAAUGGAUUGCCGUGGGGUUGAGGCAGAGACAGGAAUCAAGCAUAUCUCCGAAGGGUUUCAGCCUAAGCACCUCAGAGGAGUUUACGCCUUGUUGUGAGAAAGCGAAGGCUGUGGGAGGAGCAGUUGGAGGAGGGCGGCGAGGCGCGCGUGUCAAGCAGGGACGUGGAGCAGGCAGUGGGAUGCAAAGGAGAUACAAAUCUGGCGCUGAGGGCGUCUCGGUGGGGGGCGAAGCCAUGGGAAAGGUCAGGUCGCCCUGGGAACCGGCGCAGGACCCAGCCCAGAGGAAGAGAGGCUUCUGAGGCCGAAAGGCAGCCGCCAGAGAGAGAGGAGGAAAACGAGGGGAGUCAGGCCAGGAAAACCAAAGCUCGGGAGAGCAUUUGCAAGAGGAGAGCGGUGAGGCAGGGCCUGAGCCCACAGCCUGCCGCGUGGAGACAGAGCGGGAGGUGGGCGGGCAGUGGCCCCUGCGAGGGGCAGAGACGAAGGCCACCGAGGGCCGCAGGUCUAAAGGCCCUGCCGGGGACCUCAGGCCUGGGGGGCUUCUCCGAAUGACGGGAACCUCGAAGGCCACACAGGCGCCAAGCCCUGGACAGCCGUGGGUCCGGCCGUCCCAGGAGCGGCCUGCGGGCCAGCCCCGCACGACUAGAGGAGAGGGGCGGGACAGACCUGCUGUCCAUCAGAGCCCGCCGGCCAAUCCGCAGGCUGCCCCGCCCCCGCCCCUCCCCGAAGAGGGCGCGCGGAGGACCCGCCGCCGCCGCCGCCGCCGCCGCCGCCGCCGCCGCCGCCGCCGCCGCGGGUGUGAGGCGGCCCGGCCUGGCCUGGCUCCCUCCGCCGGGCAGCGCGCCCAGGUAACUGGGUUUGGCCGGCGGGCCCGGGGGCGACGCUCCGCAUCCUCACCUCUCCUCCCCGUCGCGGCGCGGGCGGCGCUCGGGCGAGCGGGGUUGAGGAAACGGCUGCGGCUGGGCCUGUGCGGGACGGCGGGCUGGGCGGCCGCCUGUGCGUGUGCGACUGACUGGCGGGCCGGCGCGGGGCUGCCGCGCGUGACGGGCCGGCCGAGGCUGCCGGGCUGUGUCCGGAGCCGCUCGAGGAAGCUCCGCAGGACGGAGGACACGCUGGUCAGCCGCCAGCUUCGCGCGCGCCUGCGCGCGCGCCCGCCGCCAUUGCGCCCCGGGCCUGUCCGGGGGUCGCGGGGCGCAGGCGCGGCGGGUGGGGGUCCUCCCCACGGCGCGCGGGCGCCUUUGUUCCCAGCGCGCGGGCUGGGGCGGGGCCUGCAGGCACCCCGCCCCCCGCUCAGGCCCCGCCCCGUCUCCGCCCGCAGGAGCCGCCGCCGGGGCCCGCUCGCCGGCCGCCGCAGCCGUCGCCGCCGCCUGCUUCCCCGGCCGGGCCUCCGCCGC